GAUUAUUUUGACCAUUGAUAUAUAUUUAUUUUAAGGGAUAGUUCAGACAAAAGAAAACAUUCCGUCACCAUUUACUCACCCUUCACUCGUUUGAGUUGAGAUAUUUGGAAGAAAGCUGAAAACCUGUAACAAUUUACCUUUUGAAGUUUUAGGAACAACAAAUAACUGGACUUCUAGUUGACAAUUUGGUAUCGGAAGCAGCUCAUGUGAAAGGUAAAGGCCACUAGAUUACGCUUAUUUUAUGAUUUUUAAUAAUUUAAUUAGGCCAGUAAGGUCUGACUUUGCUGAGGCUAAAGUUUUUUCCCUUAACAGAAAUAAUGUAGAGUAUAAAAUAUAAAGUCACGGUGCAGUAGAAAAGAAAUUAAUAUUGUGUAUGACUCCCAUGAGCUUGAAGGACUGCAUCCAUACAUCUCUGCAAUGACUCAAAUAACUUAUUAAUAAAGUCAUCUGGAAUGGCAAAGCAUUCAUGCAGGACUCCCAGAGUUCAUCAAGAUUCUUUGGAUUACCCCAGACAUGCUCAAAAAAGUUCAUGUCUGGUGAAUGGGCCGGCCAAUCCAGGAGCACCUUGACCUUCUUUGCUUUCAGGAACUUUGAUUUGGAGGCUGAAGUAUGAGAAGGAGCGCUAUCCUGCUGAAGAAUUUGCCCUCUCUUUUGGUUUGUAAUGUUAUGGGCAGCACAAAUGUCUUGAUACCUCAGGCUGUUGAUUUUGCCAUCCACUCUGUAGAUCUCGCGCCAUACUGAAUGUAACCCCAAACCAUGAUUUUUCCUUUACCAAACUUGACUGAAUUCUAUGAGAAUCUUGGGUGCAUGCAGGUUCCAAUAGGUCUUCUGCAGUACUUAUGAUGAUUGAGAUGCAGUUCAACAGAUGAUUCAUCAGAAACAAUCUACCUUCAGCCACUUUUCCAAAUGAUCAACUAGAAGUCAAGUUAUUUGUUGCUCUUACAACUGGAAUCGAUGACAAGCCUUUUGUCAGGUAAGUGUAGUAAAAAGUCAGUGGUCAGUAAAAAGUUACAAGUUUUUUCAUAAAGCUACAAACGUUUUUCAAAAUAACAGAUGGUUCACCCAAAAACGAAAUUAUAUUCACUAUUUACUCAUCCUCUCAAGUUGUUCCAAACAUUUAUUAGUUUCUUUCUAAUGUUGAAUACAAAAUAAUAUAUUUUGAUGAAAGCUGGAAACCUGUAACCAUUGACUUCCACUGUAUUUGUUUUUCCUACUAUGAAAGUCAAUGGUAACCGAUUUCAGCUUUCUUCCAAAUACCUUAACUCAAACAGGUUUAAAACAAGUAAAUGAAUGUUUCGUGUGAACUAUCCCUUUAAAUAAACAUUAAAAUAAUAAAUUAAAACAAAUAAUAAUUGCUUCAUGAUUCCGUUGAAUUAUUUUGCAUGUUUACUAUUGAUGCAUCAAGUUUUGCAUCAAUAACAACAAGAUAACCACUAGCGCACAAGCUUCAGUUGUGCAAGUCCUACAUUCAUGCCAGCAGUUUUGUAUAUUAUUUGUUUGUAUAAUCCUCCAUCUCAUUUAUUGCUUUAUAAGCUUUUACCUCCGGAUAUGAGGUGCAUUGUAGUGCUGAGGGACACGGAGGUAAUAAUGGCGUUAGUGUUAGUUUAUCUGACCAGCCCGUCGUGGGGAGGGUCAGCACAAUUUACACCAAAUGCCGAGUAACCAUGGAGAGGCGAGAGAGUGUUAGUGCUGUGUGAUGGUUUACAGGUCUGUGCGCAUCAGUGAAACGCCUGCUCGCUGAUAACAGGCACAGCGUCGGGAGGUAUUGAUCUGCGGCCGCAUUAGUCUAAUGGAGGCCUGGAUGGAAGCGGAGGAUACUGUAGAUGUGGAUGUGUGUGGAACAGGUAAAGAAGCUAUAUAUGUGCUCCACCAUCCAUAAAAGUGACCAUCCUUCACCUUAACGGUUUCUCUCAGUGACUUGACAGUAGACUCGGACGUCAACAUGAUUCAGCCAUUCAUCGUCAACAUCUCUGCAGAUUGGUACAUCAUAAUGGAGAGCAGAAAUAUGGACAUGUUCCUCAUCCCCACGGUUCUGCUAACCUCCAUCACGAUGCUAGUCAAUCCCGUUCUAUUCCUCUGCGUACUCUGUUUUGCUUCGCUACGUCAAGAAACCCGCUACCUGCUCCUUGCUAACGUCCUCUGGGCCGACAUGCUCUUCCUUACCGUAAACCUGUCGAUGGUCUCCUGCAAUUCGGUAGGCCUUCACUUGCCUGCCCCUCUGUGUGAGUUUAUGAUGGUUAGCAUGGUAAUGACAUAUAGCGGAUCUGUACUCACCGUCACACUGAUGGUCGUCGAUACGUACGUAGCGGUACGUUGGCCGCUACGUUACAAAGAAAUUCUCCCGCCGUCCCGGGCCAGGAAGAUCAUUAUGAGCAUGUGGGUGAUUGCGGCAGUGUGUCCGGUUUCACUAUUGGUGAUGUUUGAGGUGGUGAUGGGAAAGGACCAGCAGAGCAGGCCGGUGUGUUUGGUGUUGAUCGCUUUGCACUCAUUGGAGGAGAAGAUGAAAGUUGGCGUUCCUCUGUACUUUAUUAUCGCUGUCAGCCUCUGCACUGCUCUCAUCUUAUACUGCUACAUCCAUCUCUACAUCAUCACCAGGACUUCUGGGAUAUGGCGAAGUCGGUAUUCGAGGGCUCGUAUGACGCUUUUGGCGCACACUUUGUUACUCAUCAUGUAUUUUGUUCCUGCUUUGGUUUUUGCGGUUGAGUUGGCUCUGUUAAAGAGAGAAGCCAAGGAUGAUUUGGGAGUGUGGAUUAACUUGGUGAACAUGUGUGUGUUGAUGCCGCUGCCACGCUGUUGCACUCCUUACCUGUACGUCCUGCGCUAUCGGGAGAUUUACAAGACCGUUCAGCAGGUGUUGUGGAAAACCAGACAUCAGAGUCAGAGGAGUGCGGCCUAGAGAGGUGGACUUGAAGCAGAGAAUGUCUAUCAUUGGAGGAUUCAGUUUAAAGGUCCAUUAAGUGCUUUGAAAUCUGCAUUUUUAUUUGAUGUUUGACGUAAUCUGAAACACCAACAGAAGAUUGGACAUAGUGUAGCUCCUCCCCUUUAAAAAAACAGCCAAUACUAGCUCUGUCAGUGAGAGUGGUUGAGCUCAAGUGCAUCAAAUGAGAAGCGGCUUGAAGGAGGCGGAGCAUGUCAGUUGCUAGAGAGCAUUUGAUUGGUCAAGAUUUGAUGAGAAACUGUUGUAUGAGGUGACGUGAAUAAAACCGUUGGUCCAUUUAGGCAGAAGAGACAAACUAUUUAUUUACUUUAUAUGUUUUUAUCAGUUUUAUAUCUUCAAAACAUGAAUGUUGUCAAUGUUUUGGAGCACACUAGCUUAUAGAUAUCCUAAAAACUAACAAUACAGAUACUAACAUCUAAAAGACUUAUUUUAAUUUCAUGGGAAAACAGUCAUAAAAAAUAGUUUGCCCUUCUAAUCUUUAAUUGAAAUCUGAAAAUGCACUUCCUGCUAGUUUUUAAAUUAAUUUAUCAGAUUACGUAACUUUGAGAUAAUGGGCAUGGCUAACACUGCUCCAACUGUCAGUUUUGACAACAGACAGAAAUGGUGAGUAGAUGUUUGUUAGGUUGUAAUAACUCUUCUAAAACCUGAUCCUUCUGAAUUAAAUGUCUACUUUACAAUGUCCAUUCAGCCUGCGGUAGAAAAACAAGCCACAUGCAUCGUUUGCUCAUUUAAAAUUGCGUCACAUUACGAAAAGAAGAAGAAUCGCAGCUUUCGGUUCACUGGGACUUUAAGCAACUACUGGAAAGAGAUUUCGAAAGAAACAUUCUAUGUUUAGUUUUAAAUGA
This is a messenger RNA of Danio aesculapii, 3783 nucleotides long. Its product is annotated as probable G-protein coupled receptor 148. Lineage: Eukaryota; Metazoa; Chordata; Actinopteri; Cypriniformes; Danionidae. Gene Ontology annotation, cellular component: membrane. The record is from RefSeq and is a predicted model, not a curated record. Gene Ontology annotation, biological process: G protein-coupled receptor signaling pathway. The coding region runs from base 1943 to 2896 and encodes 317 amino acids. Gene Ontology annotation, molecular function: G protein-coupled receptor activity. The transcript is spliced from 2 exons.